AUGCCCCUUGUCAAGAAUCAUGGCCGUCAAUACGACAUCGUUGUCCUUGGGGCAACUGGCUACACAGGAAAAUUGACGGCUGAAUACAUUUCAGUGCACCUUGCAACUGACCUGAAGUGGGCAGUCUCUGGUCGUAACGAGUCCAAGCUAAAGGCUGUUGUUGAAGAGUGUCGGGAGCUCAACCCUGAUCGACUGCCACCAGCCAUUGAGGUCGUAAACCUGAACGACGCCGAUUUGAGUGUUCUGGCAAAGAAGACGUGUAUUAUCGUAACCACCAUUGGACCAUAUAGCCUGUACGGUGAACAUGCUUAUAAGGCUUGUGCCGAGGCCGGAACCCACUACGUAGAUGUCACUGGCGAAGCUGCUUGGGUUCAUAAGAUGAUCAAGACAUAUGAAGCAACUGCUAAACAGACAGGUGCCAUCUUGAUUCCACAAGCUGGAAUUGAGUCCGCUCCCGCCGAUCUCAUCACAUGGACCAUGGCCAAGGCUAUUCGUACUGACUUAGGCUCUCAGACAAGAGAUGUGGUCGUUUCUCUCCACAAAAUCAACUCGGCACCAUCCGGUGGCACACUCGCUACCGCCUUAAGUAUCUGGGAUGUCUUCUCGCUUCAGGAGAUCAAGGAGGCUAGUAGUCCGUAUGCUCAGUCACCUAUCCCACGCAACAACGAGCCCACACGGCCCAGGAGCUCCAUUUUCCAGAUGAUUUUUGGCGUUCGGACCAUACCAAAUCUUGGGCUCCAGACCACGUCUGUCACGAACUCAACUGAUGUUGCAGUUGUUGAACGCACCUGGGGUCUCCUCUCCUCUACGCCAUCCCGCAAAGAUGAGUUUUAUGGUCCCAAUUUCGUUUGGGUAGAACAUAUGAAAGCCCGCAACUGGCUCCAUGGGAUCUUUAUUCAUUGGCUUCUUAUUGUCGGUGGGAUCUUACUCGUAUCAGUUGCACCAUUGAGGAGCUUUCUCAAAAAGCGUGUAUAUCAGCCUGGGGAAGGUGCUAAACGUGAGGACACGGCCAAAGAUGAACUCGAGUAUCGUGGCAUCGCAUAUCCUGAUUCGGAGAAGGCUGCUGGCAAAGCAGCUUUCUGCCGUAUGUGGUAUCAUGGUGGCAUGUACUUCUUUUUGCCCACAGUGACAGGAAUGCUCCUUGCUGAGAUUGCCGCAACAAUUCUUGAAGACGACAUUGAGCUCGAUGGCGGAUCUUAUACACCAGCGUGCCUAGGUCAAGGUUUGGUUGACCGCUUGGACAAGUCUGGAUUCAGGACAGAUGUCAAGAUUAUUGAUGCUUGA
Messenger RNA from Fusarium oxysporum Fo47, 1284 nucleotides. RefSeq names its product Saccharopine dehydrogenase-domain-containing protein. The record is from RefSeq and is a predicted model, not a curated record. The transcript is spliced from 5 exons. Lineage: Eukaryota; Fungi; Ascomycota; Sordariomycetes; Hypocreales; Nectriaceae. Gene Ontology annotation, cellular component: plasma membrane; mitochondrion; lipid droplet. Gene Ontology annotation, biological process: glycolipid biosynthetic process. Bases 1 to 1284 code for a protein of 427 amino acids.